UGGUGUACGGUGUGUGUGUGUGUGUACAGCUCCUAAGGUGACUCUACGCACGUGUCCGAGUUGUGAGUUUAUUUGAAACUGCUCAAAAAUGACAAAAGUUCGUAAACAAAAACGUAGGAAGAGAUUCAGGGCUAACGUAAACCGCAAAAGGCUAAGAAACAAGCUUCGAAAACUUCCCAAAAUAGAAUGCAAGGAAAUCGAAGGCUCUUGGGAGGUCAAAAAGUCAAUUCGAGGCAAUUUAGACAGCAUGGGGCUGGCGUACGACCCCAAUGAGGUGCUGAAAAUCCCGUCGACAAAACAUAGCUUAACCAAAUCUCAAAAACGUGGUAGGUGGCUAGAAGAAGAGAAUAUGGAGACAGAUACUAUUCAAAAUGAAAAACCCGACCAUAAGCCCAAGAUUCACGUAGCUAAUGCUUUGGAUGCGGAUGCAAAGGCACCUAGAGAAAGACUCUUCAGACUUCCCAAGGGCCAAGUACAAUUCGUGACAUAUCUAAUGGAAAAAUAUGGAGAUGAUUUCAAGGCAAUGGCAAGAGAUAGAAAAAAUCACUACCAAAUGACAUGGUGUCAAAUCCGUUCAAAAAUAAAUACUUUCAAAAGCAUUCCAGAGCAGUAUGCGGAGUACCUUUUGAAAACUGGGGAAAUUGUGCUGGACGAUCCUACACCCUUGGAGGAAACACGAAAGAAAAUUGGAAUUGAAAAUGCAAAUAAAUUCAGUGUUGCCAAGAAACGGAAGAUACCCAAAGAAAAGAAGUCUCCUCUGUGGGACGUAGAGUCUAUCAACAAUGAGCAAUUCGGUGCUGAUGGUAAAACACUGCAUGACGAGACCGAUAACGCUGGAGUCAAGAUUCGAAAUAGCAGUGAUACUGGUCUGAAAAAGCUUCAAUUGUUCCCCGAUGAUGAAAGUGACGAAGAAAACGUCCCUGACAAUAAAAUUAAAUCGAACAAAACGAACAAGAAAGAUACAGAACAUUUACAGCCUUCAAAGAAGAAGAAAGUACAACAGAAUGAAAACGUCCAGAGGUUGAUGGAAACUGUUGAAAAGCAAAAGCGAAGUUUAAACGCAGUUCAAAGAACGCAAUCCAGUGAUAGUGAUAGUGAAGAUGAGGAAGUUCUAGACGGGGAUGAUGAAACAUCAGGAUUCGUUAAUCUUAGUGAUAUGAGCGAAGACGAGGCGCUUUCAGAAGACGACAUUCUGGAUGACGGAGAAUUUGUUACGGACAGCAAUGAUGAAGGGGAUUGAAAUCUAAAAUACGUCACAACUGCACGUUUUUAUGAGGUUGAGCAAAUUGAUUCCUAAACCAUUCUUACGAUUGUAAAUAUUCGCUCAAAAUACAUUGAACUCUUGUA
Athalia rosae (coleseed sawfly) is the source of this 1347-nucleotide messenger RNA. RefSeq lists its product as uncharacterized. NCBI's taxonomy places the organism in Eukaryota, Metazoa, Arthropoda, Insecta, Hymenoptera, Athaliidae. Gene Ontology annotation, biological process: ribosomal large subunit biogenesis. The record is from RefSeq and is a predicted model, not a curated record. The transcript has 3 exons. Gene Ontology annotation, cellular component: nucleolus. The coding region runs from base 89 to 1240 and encodes 383 amino acids.